AUGUACCUAGAUGGUCUCAAGUCCAAUGCCUCACGGCUCCUGUCUCACAUCAACUGGGAAAGCUCUCAGAGCCAAGUGUGCAGCUGUCCUCAGUGCAGACACACCUUCACCACAAGGCCUGAGCUGAACAGAAACACUCUGCUGAAUGAAGUCAUCAAGAAAUUAAAGAAGACAACACUCAGUUCUCCUCCUCCUCAGAAUUAUGCCGGCCCUGGAGAAGUUGAGUGUGACUUCUGUACUGGUAAGAAGUUCAGAGCGGUGAAGUCCUGUCUCACCUGCAUGGCCUCCUACUGUCAGACUCACCUGCAGCUUCACUAUGAAGGAGACGCUUGGAAACAUCACAAACUGACUGAUCCUGAUAGAAAUCUGAAGGAGAAACUCUGUGAGAAACAUCAGAAAAGUCUGGAGAUAUUCUGUAAAACUGAUGAUUCCUGUAUCUGUAUGAUGUGUGUGGUGUCUGGACAUAAUGGGCAUAAAAUGGUCGAGCUGGAGACGGAAAGAGAAGAGAAAGAGAAACAGCUGGGGGCGACACUGAGUGACAUCAAGAGGAAACUUGAGGAGAGAGAGAAGACACUGAAGGAGACGAGGAGGGCGGUGGAGGAGAUGAAGAUGUCUGUAGUAAGAGAGGUGGAUGAAAAUGAGAAGAGCUUCACUUGUCUGAUACGGUGCGUUGAGGAAGCCCACAGGAAAGUGACAGAGAGGAUCAAAGAACAAGAAAAGAGAGAAACGGAGAAGGCUGAAGAAGUCAUGGAGCAACUGGAGAAGGAGAUUGAGGAGCUGAAGAGGAGAGAGGCUGAACUGAAGGAGCUUUCAGAGACCAAGGACCAUCUCCACUUCCUGCAGACUUUCUCCUCUCACUGUGUCCUUCUUGCUGAUGGAGACUCGAUGAGCUUCACUGUCACCGCUGAUUUCUCAUCUGAGGGUCUCAGAAAGGAGCUGUCAGGUCUGACAAAGAGUGUGGAGAAGAUCAGCCAGUGGGACAUCAUGAGAAGGAGUCCAUCAGCUCAUGAAGCUCCAGUUUUUGCCCUCCAGCCUCCUGAACCUCAGAGCAGAGACGACUUUUUAAAAUACUUCUGUCCCCUCACACUGGACAUCAACACGGCAAACAGAAAACUCCAUCUGUCUGAAAGGGAACAAGAAGGUGACACAUGAGAGGACAGUGACUGAAUAUCCUGAUCAUCCUGACAGAUUUGACCGCUGGCCU
Polypterus senegalus (gray bichir) is the source of this 1204-nucleotide messenger RNA. Its product is annotated as tripartite motif-containing protein 16-like. The transcript is spliced from 7 exons. Lineage: Eukaryota; Metazoa; Chordata; Cladistia; Polypteriformes; Polypteridae. The record is from RefSeq and is a predicted model, not a curated record. The coding region runs from base 1 to 1152 and encodes 383 amino acids. Gene Ontology annotation, molecular function: zinc ion binding.